Messenger RNA from Ailuropoda melanoleuca (giant panda), 699 nucleotides. RefSeq names its product Golgi apparatus membrane protein TVP23 homolog A-like. The record is from RefSeq and is a predicted model, not a curated record. The transcript is spliced from 7 exons. Bases 1 to 699 code for a protein of 232 amino acids. NCBI's taxonomy places the organism in Eukaryota, Metazoa, Chordata, Mammalia, Carnivora, Ursidae. Gene Ontology annotation, cellular component: Golgi membrane. Gene Ontology annotation, biological process: vesicle-mediated transport; protein secretion.
AUGGCUAAUUCUCAAGGCACCCUCACCCUGACGGCCAAGAAUGACAGGGGUGGGGGUGGGGAUGCGCACCGCCUGCCACCCGCGUUUGGUGUCUCCCAGGCCCUGGUGGACGAUACUGAGGAUGUGUCCCUGGACUUUGGUAAUGAAGAGGAGCUGGCCUUUCGGAAAGCCAAGAUCAGGCACCCAUUGGCCACCUUUUUCCACCUGUUUUUCCGAGUGAGUGCCAUUGUCACCUAUGUGUGCUGUGACUGGUUCAGCAGAAGCUUUGUGGGCUGCUUUGUCACUGUGCUUCUCCUCCUGUCCUUUGACUUCUGGUCUGUGAAGAACGUAACCGGGAGACUCAUGGUGGGCCUCCGCUGGUGGAACCAGAUAGACGAAGAUGGGAAAAGCCACUGGAUUUUUGAAGCCAGAAAGGUGUCUCCGCAUCAGAUCGCUGCCACGGAGGCGGAGGCUCGCAUCUUCUGGCUCGGCCUCAUCAUCUGCCCGCUCAUCUGGAUCGUGCUUUUCUUUAGCACCUUGUUCUCCUUGAAGCUCAAGUGGCUGGCCCUUGUGAUAGCUGGGAUUUCUCUCCAAGCUGCUAACCUGUAUGGCUACAUCCUUUGUAAGAUGGGAGGCGAGAGCGACAUCAGCAAAGUCACAGCCAGUUUUCUGUCCCAGACGGUGUUCCAGACGCCUCCCACCAUCUACUUUGCUCUAUGA